Messenger RNA from Antechinus flavipes (yellow-footed antechinus), 1610 nucleotides. RefSeq names its product family with sequence similarity 221 member B (gene FAM221B). NCBI's taxonomy places the organism in Eukaryota, Metazoa, Chordata, Mammalia, Dasyuromorphia, Dasyuridae. The record is from RefSeq and is a predicted model, not a curated record. The coding region runs from base 343 to 1488 and encodes 381 amino acids. The transcript is spliced from 8 exons.
GUCACACUCAGGGUCAGUUUGACCGGCCCCAUUGGCCCCAUACAGAGACUGCCCUCCGGCUCCUGAGACAGAACCUCAUCUUCUUACCCGCCCCUUUUUGUCCCCCACUGGAAGAACGCUUCGUGUACGUUCCACAGAAUCUGACUCCACCAUCACCACUUCCAGUGAGACUGCUCUUCUCCCUCGUAGUGACAACUCUCAGGAGAGAAAUAUUCCCCGCCUCAAGGAAAAGCUAACUUCAGACCUUGCCUCCAGCUUGCUCUUUCUGAUCAUCCGUCAAGUUUUCUGUUCUCAGAGUUCCAGGAGUGCAUCUAAGGAUCAGCUGUUACAAGUAAACUAAAGAUGGAGGCUGAUGAGGAAAAAAAACAGAAAGCCUCCACGUAUGAAAUUACCAACUAUGGGGCCUCUGCUCCUGAGUUCCCCACAUCGAUGGUGACCCCCAUUCCUGAGGAGGUCCUCAAUCUUGAGGAAUCCAUCUUCUUUGAGGAACCUAUCACUGAAGCUCUCGGUGCAGAGAUGCUAAGUAGAUCUUCUAUUUCUGAGACCCAUACCACUGAAAAGGAAGGAGAGGCCCACAAUUCUGAAGAUUUUAAGAGCCCAGCAGAGAAACCACUCUCUGCAGGCCACUUCCUUCCAGUCAAAUCCCCAAAAAAUUUCACAUCUAAAGACCAAGAGGAACAGUAUGAAGAAGGCAUCAGUGAUGACCACAUCCAAACAAACCAUCGAAAUGUCCGAGGAAAGAAGACAGUGAAGAAACCAACCUCACGUUAUACAGCACGUGGCACUGCCCCAUCCGACAAGCCAGAGGUGCUAGCAGUUGCCAAAGCUAUGCACAGGGAGAAGUUUGGAUGUCGUAUGAAGCAACUUUUCCAGUGGGAGAAGGAUGCAACACUGCAAGCCAUCCAGUCAGGUCUUUACAUUGGUUGGCGCUGCCCUCAUUACCUAUGGGACUGCUACCGUAUUGGAAAUGAGUCAAAGUGCUUUUGUGGACACCUACUGGCCAAUCACCGGAUCAUCUCAGAUAUAUCUGUUCCUUGUACCAAGACUGCAUGCCGGUGUCAAAUGUUCUGCUUCAUCCCAUCACGGCCAGAAGAAGUAGGAGAGUUCUGGCUUCAGAAACGAUCCGGUUUUGAUCCCAAAGCUUGGAGGGCCCUUUGUCGUUGCAAACACAACCACGAGGAGCACUUAGCCACGGGGUCCCAUGCCUGUCGACAUCGCGGCUGCCAGUGUAACUUCUUCCAGUCAAACUUCCUUUGUGCCGCGUGUGACCGAAGAUGGGAGGAGCACGAGACCUUCUUUGAAUCGGAGGAGAACAGGAGGCAGGGAGGGCGACCAAUUGGAGCUGACUGCAUACCUUUUGCUGAGAAGCCUGCCCUCCAAGAUACCAUCCUCCCUUCCUCGGAAUAUGAGGCCCUUGUGAAGCAGAGUCCCCCAGGCUCUUUUGUGCACUCUGGACCUUCUGGUCCUGGCCCCAGCAAGCCCUUCUGAUCCUCAACUCUCACGUACUCUGCUCUUCCCUCCCCAGGGACAUGCAGUAUUACACCCGGCAUAGGAACAUGUGAGCUGGGCUCCAACGCCAGAAAAUAAAGAUAUGUCCACAGUGUAUGGAC